UCCAGUAAGAACAGACGUGUGGGUGUGAAAUGAACAUUGACUAUUUCUACAUAAUCAGUAAGGAUUCUUUUUUCAGUCACCGUGCUAUUUACAUCACACUGAUGAUUUUUCUUUCUAAACUCUGUGUCGACUUAUUUUCAAGUACCGGAUAAGAGUACACGGACAUUCUGCGCACUUUACUAAGUUACUGUUCUAGGAAUGGACAUUUGGUAAGGUAAGCAAGUUACCCCAAACAUUUAUUUUUCAGAAGAUGUAACUUGGGCAUUUUAAACGUAACGGGGGGAUAUUUUGGUCUGUAAUAGCUUAUUUCAAUAAAGCGCUACAUGAAUGUCAAUGAAAAGCUGAACCAGUAAAACCAGCUUGAGUUUCGCGCAGUUGGAAAGUCUCCUCUGCACCCAGGUUCCUUUAAAAAACAGAACCAUCAGCAAUGGCAGGAACAAACAGCUCAAACAUGAAAACUCUAGAGGAUUUAACUUUGGACUCUGGCUAUGGAGCAGGGGACUCGUGCAAAUCCUUAAGCCUGUCGUCUUCCAAGUCGAACUCCCAAGCGUUUAUGAACACUCCUCAUCGGGGCAACUGGUGGUACUACUCAGGAUCCAUGAACAGCAGAAACAAUAGCUGGGAUACAGUCAACACGGUGCUUCCCGAGGAUCCAGAGGACAUUUUCUCAAAGUGUCCCCGCUUACCGGAGCUGGAGGAGUUCCCGUGGACUGAGGAGGAUGUAGGGAGAGUCGUGCGUAAAGGUGUGGGCAAGGGCGCCUCAUUCUCCGCUGAAGCUGUGCGUAGACUGGCCACCUUGAUGCGCAGAGCUCUCAUCCGCAUCUCCAGAGAAGCGCAGCGGCUCAGUGUCAUGCACUGCAGAUGCACCAAGUUCGAGGUCCAAAGCGCGAUCCGCCUGGUGCUCAGUUGGGCGCUGGCGGAUCACUGCGUUUCUGCCACUGUAAAGGCCAUAUCUAUGUACAACAUGAGCGCUGGAGAGCUCUUGCGCAAGGGGAAGUCUGCCCGGUGUGGACUCGUGUUCUCCGUCGGACGGUUUUUCCGCUGGAUGGUGGACACUCGGAUCGCAGUGCGCAUCCACGAAUACGCGGCCAUCUGCCUGAGCGCGUGCAUGGAGGCGCUCGUGGAGGAGGUGGGUGUGCGCGUCCUGAUGGCGGAGCGGGAAGGCGCGACACCCGGCUGUGUCUUGACUGCAGAUACCCUGGAGGGGGUCAUCAAUAAUGAUGCCGAGCUAUGGGGGGUCCUACAACACCAUGAGCAUCUCAUCUGUGGGAAGAACGCCAAUGGUGUUCUAUCACUUCCGGCUCAUUUCAGCCCAUAUACAGAAGGACGUCAGACUGGACUGGAGACAAGAGAAGAUGCUUAUGCUGAACUGGAGCUGCGGACACUUGAGCAGGCCUUACUGGCUACGUGUGUAGGCAGCAUCUCAGAGCUGAGUGACCUGGUGUCACGGGCCAUGCAUCAUAUGCAGCGCCUCAGUUCUGUCCGUCAUGGGCUCAGUCCAGCUCGUCAUGCCCGCCAGCAACCAGUUUCCUGGUCUCCAGAUGCCCUCCACACUCUUUACUACUUCCUACGAUGCCCUCAGAUGGAGUCCAUGGAAAACCCUAACCUGGAUCCACCCAGGAUGGCCCUAAGCAAAGAACGGCCUUUCCUGCUUCUCCCCCCGCUGAUGGAGUGGAUGCGUGUAGCCAUUGUCCAUGCAGAGCAUCGGCGAAGCUUAUUGGUGGACAGUGAUGAUGUCAGACAGACAGCACGACUACUCCUGCCUGGGCUGGACUGUGAGCCUAGACUGCUGAAGCCAGAGUGCUGUUUUAGUUCCUUCAGGCGGCUGGAUGCCAAAGCCGCCACAGAUAAGUUCCAGCUGGACCUCGGCUUCCGCAUGCUCAACUGCGGCCGCACUGAUCUGAUUGGCCAGGCCAUUGAGUUGCUGGGGCCAGAUGGUGUCAACAGCAUGGAUGACCAGGGUAUGACCCCGCUGAUGUACGCCUGCUCGGCUGGAGACGAAGCUUUAGUCCAGAUGCUGAUUGAUGCUGGAGCCAAUCUGGAUGUAGCGGUACCCAUGUGCUCUCCUAAACAUCCCUCAGUUCAUGCAGACAGCCGCCACUGGGUGGCGCUCACAUUUGCUGUGUUACAUGGUCAUAUAUCAGUAGUUCAGCUUCUACUAGACGCUGGGGCGAAUGUGGAAGGAGCAGCCGUCCGUAACGGACAGGAGAACAACUCUGAGACACCUCUCCAGUUGGCAUCUGCGGCAGGGAAUUACGAGAUGGUUAGUUUACUCCUGGCGCGGGGUGCGGACCCCCUGUUGAGGUCCCAGGACAGUAACACACUGACAUCAUCACUUUAUGAGGACAUGAACUGCUUCAGUCAUGCUGCCGCCCAUGGCCAUAGGAAUGUUUUAAGGAAGCUCCUCUCUCAGCCUCAGAAGGUGAGGGAAGACGUACUCUCACUGGAGGAGAUCCUGGCAGAGGGUGUUGAUGGCGAGACGCAGGCGUCUGGUCGGAACGGACAUUCACUACCACCUCCUCCAUCCCCUAACCUCAGCCUGGUGUCAGAAGAUGCCCUGCCCAAGCUAUGCAAGACCCGUAUGAAAGCUUUGCAGGAGGCUUCAUUUUACAGUGCAGAGCAUGGUUACCUGGAUGUCACCAUGGAGCUAAGAUCAUUGGGAGUGCCCUGGAAGCUUCAAGUGUGGCUGGAGUCACUGCGCAGCGCUCAGCAAAAGUCCAGAGCUGGAGUAACGCUCUCGCUUCUGAGAGACUUUACCUCAGUCAAAGAGGAGGACUACUGUGAGGAACUAAUCAGCGUUGGCCUUCCUCUGAUGUUUAACAUCCUCAAAAACAGCAAGAAUGAGGCAAUAAUCCAACAGUUGGGCAUCAUUUUCAGUCACUGUUAUGGCCCUGCUCCUCUUCCUCCUAUCCAAGAAAAGAAGGCCGCUCUCGCCGCUCAACUUGACCCUCACUUCCUGAACAACCAGGAAAUGUCUGAUGUGACAUUCCUAGUGGAGGGCAAACCAUUCUACGCUCAUGGGGUCCUGCUCCUCACAGCGUCCGAUAGGUUUAAAUCUCUGCUGGCACUGAAUGGUUCAGAAAGCACUCAGCCCCGCAAGGACAUCGAGAUCAGCAACGUCAAGUACAACAUCUUCCAGAUGAUGAUGUCAUACUUGUACUGCGGGGGGACGGAGUCUCUGAAGAUGGGCGUCUCAGAGUUACUGGAGUUACUAUCAGCAGCCAGUUUGUUCCAGCUGGGGGUGCUACAGCGACACUGUGAAAUUCUCUGUGCUCAGAACAUUGACCUUGACAAUGCUGUAAACAUCUACCACACUGCCAAGGCUCAUGGUGCAGUGGAGCUCAGUACAUACUGUGAAGGUUACUUCCUGCAGAACAUGGCAGUUCUGUUGGAGAGAGAAGCCUUUCGGGGGAUGAUCCUUGGGUCUGGGGGGAGAAGCGUGUGCGGGAAAGACUCUCUUCUGGAAGCGCUGGAAGCAACAUUAAUGCGCAGGCUGCGUUCUCUGCUAGUGACAUCUCGCGUGUGAAAGGAAAAGAAUGAAAACUAGAAAGAAACACACAAAGAACAUGAAUGUGAUUCUAAGACUGUGAGGAAAGAAUGAAGAAUAAUGAAAACAAGAUGGAAUGAUGACUGAACAUGAGCUUUAAGGACAGUUUCAUGAAUUAAAAAAGCUACAAAUUAAAAGCAAAAAGUUACAAAUGAUGUGUGGCAAAAGCUAUCAGAACUUAAGUAUGUUAAGAGUGCGGACAACAGUUAUCACACAGUUAAACAGAUGCCAUUUUGUACAGUUGUUGGCUAAAGUGGGAGGCUAGAGUGUAUCUUGAUCUUUUUUUUUUUUUCUUCCAUAGUUGUUUUAUUUUAAGCUAUCAUAGAUUGAUCGUGUUAUUGGAGAAAGACGAGGACAUUUUCUACAGUAUUUAAAAAUGAGAGAUUAUUUAAGUUGCAAUUUUAUCUUGCUUCAUGCCAAGCAAUAAAGUUCUAUAUAAACAAA
Molecule: messenger RNA, 3991 nt
Organism: Danio aesculapii
Lineage: Eukaryota; Metazoa; Chordata; Actinopteri; Cypriniformes; Danionidae
Gene: abtb2b
Product: ankyrin repeat and BTB (POZ) domain containing 2b
Exons: 17
Coding region: 428-3526 (1032 amino acids)
Molecular function (GO): protein heterodimerization activity
Source: RefSeq, a predicted model, not a curated record